GCGCUCACUCUGCUCGCUUGCCGCUUCAUUCCGCUAGUGGCGCUCGACAGGUGCACUUGCUCCUCGUGAACCUUCGCCUCAGUGCUUGCUAGUGAACUUUUACCGAGUUGAGAAGGUGGUGGUGUUGCCCGAAAGGACUAAGGUCUUCUUCCUGGUAUGAGCCCUUUGCAACAGGUGCCGGCCAUGGCCUCGCCACACAGCACAUCCAGCUCCGGCUCCAGCACAAGCAGCAGCCCGCCGCCCCCGCAGAUGACCAGCAAUGCAACCCCGGCGCAACCCGCCCAACGCAAGACUAUCAAAAUCUCCGAGCACAGAAGAUGUAACAAGCCAAUUAUGGAGAAAAAACGACGGCAGAGAAUAAAUAACUGCUUGGAGGAACUGAAGAAUCUCAUCCUGGACGCCCUCAAAAAGGAUCCCGCCCGCCACUCAAAACUGGAGAAGGCCGACAUCUUGGAGAUGACAGUGAAGCACCUUGAGUCGCUGCACCGGCAGCAAAACGCGAUGGCCGUCGCCGCCGACCCGAGCGUGCUGAACAAGUACCGCGCCGGAUUCAGCGAGUGCGCCACCGAGGUGGACAAGUUCUUGUGCCGUGGCGACGCGCCCCAGAUGGACCCGCACGUCAAACGCAGGCUGCUGGGGCACUUGUCCAACUGUCUCAACAACGUUUCCGCGCUGGACAACAUGAUCAUGUCGCCAGGCAAGCCGGCGACCGAGGAGGCGGCCAGUCCCGUGGCCACCGCCACUCAGCCACGCACAUUGCGGGUGCAGAUCCCAGCGUCAUCCAUGCAGAUUCCGUCCACGCCCACCGCCGAGGGGCAGCACGUGAUGCAUUUGGUGCCAACCUAUCUGCCCAGUGGCGACAUCGCCUUCGUCAUCCCCAAGAGCGUGCGUUCGCCGCCGCCACCGCCGCAGUUGCAGGACCCGCAGUUCAGCCCCCAGAUGCCGCCCCUCCUGCCAACUGAGUGUGCACAGAAACUGGCAGCACGAACGGCCGUCGUGGCGCCACUGCCAGUCGCACUCGACCUCAGCAUCUCUCACAUUGUCUCGCUCAAGCAGGAGGACAAACCGGUGUCCAUGGACUGCGCCCACGCCGCCGAGCACGAGGACGUUUGGCGACCCUGGUAGACACUUGUGCUAAUUCUUCCCCUGGAGUGCCAUCCGCGCGCUAAUGAACAACUCGUUGUGUUUUACACAGAUGGACGGUUAAUAUUUAGAGCUGCAACAACUGUGGACAUGUUGUUGUGCGGAAUAAAUCUGAUUAGCCGUGCCUUCAGCCUUUGAAACUAGAAUUAAUCAUGGAACGCAUGAAAAAUGGAGCUUAUUUUGUAUCACAGAUUUUUUAAAAAUUUGUCACUUUGUAAUCUGUGACGCCACGCAAUAAAAUGGACAUUUUCAUGCAAAACCAUUAAAAACGAGUUAAACAUGGA
Cloeon dipterum is the source of this 1427-nucleotide messenger RNA. Its product is annotated as transcription factor HES-4-like. Gene Ontology annotation, molecular function: protein dimerization activity; RNA polymerase II cis-regulatory region sequence-specific DNA binding; DNA-binding transcription factor activity, RNA polymerase II-specific. The transcript has 3 exons. Gene Ontology annotation, cellular component: nucleus. Bases 157 to 1125 code for a protein of 322 amino acids. Gene Ontology annotation, biological process: regulation of transcription by RNA polymerase II; anterior/posterior pattern specification; regulation of neurogenesis. The record is from RefSeq and is a predicted model, not a curated record. NCBI's taxonomy places the organism in Eukaryota, Metazoa, Arthropoda, Insecta, Ephemeroptera, Baetidae.